AUGACAUCUGCAAAGGUGCGGUCUACCUAUGAGAGCGACCAAGUCAAGGGCCAACUCACUAUCAGGACGAACCGCGGGUCUGGCCACGGUUUAAGACCAACCCUGAUCAAGAUCUUCUUUGGUUUCCUUGUGUGCCACUGCAUCACGUGGCUCAUUUGGCUGAUCCUGCUGAACUUCGCCCCGAAUGACGUUGUCAACAACCUCAUACACACGGACGAAUUCGACGACGGAACGUUUUCAAGCGCGUCGUCCAGUUCCAGCAGGCCUUGUCUCGGAUUGAAAGCACCAUCACUGAAACUCGACCAAGCGGCUGAAAUCCGACGUGGUGGCCAAGUCGUAACUUCUACCUUCAAGCUGGCUGUGGCUCACAGCGACAGCAGAGCACGACAAAUAUUCGCUGUACAUGUACGUACUCAGAGACUAUGGAUGAAAGUCGGAGAUCUAGCAAUUGAAUCGGUUAUUUUGUACAGUCUGCUGGAGUCUGGGUCGCCAGAGAUUUUUAUCAUCGUCUUCGCCGUAAUUAUGGCGUCGAACGCACUUUCGUGCGUUGUGACAAUGCUUCUUCCGUACAAGCACACGAACGUAUUGGAGACUUUGGUGGGUAUCAUGUUCGACUUGAUUGUCGCUACCGAGUUUCCGACGUUCGUGCUUCUGUACUGCUUUUCGACCUAUGAGCUCAACCGAGCGCAACUUGCUAUCAACAUGGAAGUCUUCCCCCCGACAGCGGUUGUAGACCAGAGACUGCGAGCGCUUCGUAUUGUAUCCACGCUGGACUUUUUCACUCGCAUGUUCGUUAACUCGACGCUUUGCUACCGAGACCACGACGCGGUCAUGUUGUUCCAAAACCCGUGCAAGCAGCGAGGCAACGUGUACCCAAAGCGGCAAUAUCCCGCAGCAGUAUUCUUCAUCCUAUUUACCAUUGGUCUCGUGGUUUUCGUCUCGGAAAGUUUACGCACGUCGACGCUAGCGUGCAAUCCUCAUCCAGAAUGUGCCAUGUACGCGCGGCGGUGGACGGUUCUAGAAGAAGAUUCUGUUACGCAGUGCCCGUGCUUGAUACUGAUUGAUCGCGAUGUUGCCCCGAAGACCUACGCAGAGUGGCUGCAACCGAGAAAUGCCACGGAAAAAGUCGCGUUGCUAGCGUCAAAGGGGGAACUAGAGGGAUUAUUACUCACGAACCGGUAUCUGCCAGUGCUUCCGGACGACCUACGACGAUGUACUAACAUGAAACACCUUUGCGCUUGCAGAUCAUUGGAGUACACUCACACACAGGCGCUACCUGCCUGGAUCAAAGAGUUCAAGAUGCUCGAGUUCAUACACGUCGAAAGCAAAAUGGCAAGCCCGAUGCUUUCUCUCCCCGAGGACAUGUUCAAUGAUAUGACUUCGCUUACCUUCAUCCAUUUCGCGUCAUUCACCCCAUGGCCCACAUUCGCCGUCUUCCUCACCAUGCAGGAAUUGCCCUCAUUCGACAACCUCCACCAUCUCGAACGCCUCGUGAUUGCAGGUGUUCCGAUGCUCCACAGUCUCCGGGAUUUCACCAACGUCAAGAACCUCAAGUCUCUCGUCGUGCUCGACCGCGGGGAGUGGUGCUGCAACGGGUUCCUGGGCGAGCGACCUCCACAACCCGCUGUGCCAGCCUCAUCCAGUGUGGGGGUCCCCCGCUGCAACGUGUCUACCUGCCGACCGAACCAGCGCCAUCGCGUCUGCUGCCACCCUCGCGGCAGUCCACAAGUUCCGCUCGACGGCAGUCCCGAGGCCAUGUGCUACAACGAGCGGUUGAUGGUGAUCGCGUGCACCAUGAACCCGCUGCCUAUCAAGAUGCGGCGCCUGCAGAUCCGACGCGGCGUCGGGCCCCCAUGCUCCCGCGCCAUUGGAUCGUGGCUCGGAUCGAUCGAAAGCAUGAGGGCCCAGCGUUCCGAGGAGGCGGCGAUGCUGCUGUCGGCGUACCAGCAGGCGGCGCAGCGCGACGCGGAGCGCAUGAGGCAGCGCCGUCGAGCUGUGCGCACGUUGUUCGGGGUGGCGGGGGCUGCGGCGCUGCUGGUCGGGUGCAUUGCGGCCGUGGACGUGUUCACCUUGAACGGGGGCGACGGACACAACACCAUGACGCUGCAGGUGCGGGCCGGGGCUCAAGACGUGGACGACGAGGCCAUCGCCAUGGAGUCGCAGUUCGGCUGGAACUCGAUUGGCUACGGAUGGUGCUCGAUCAAGUCGUCCACGUGGUGCAUGUUCAGCAAGGACAAGGAGAAGUGCAAGGAGGGCAUCAACUGCUACAAGGACCGCGUGCAGGCGAGCGCCGACGACGAUGGCGCGUACGAGGGGAGCGGCAGCGGAGACUUCAACGCCACGGUGGGGGACGGCGUGGACGUCGGAGAGGGCGACGAGGAGGAGGAGACCCCGUCGGCUGCGGCUCCAGCCACGCCGGCGGACAACCCGACCGAGCCGCUGGACUUGGGCGGAGGCGACGAGGAGGCCGGCGACGACGCUGAAGAAGCGCCCGCGGACGAUGAAGGUGAGGAAGAGACGACGGAAGAUGACGACGAGGCCCCGGCGGACGACGAAGAGGACGCCCCAGAGGAUGAGGAGGUCGCUGACGAUGAAGAAGCCCCGGAGGGUGACGAAGAGGAGACUGGGGAGGACGAGACGGUGACGGAGGACAAGGAUAACGAUGAAAACAUGGGAGGCGAGGACUGAGCUGCAGGCGGCGUGACUGGGAGAAGAAGGAGGAGGGGUGGAGUGGAAAUCUGUUAAGUGAAAGAGAGAGAGAGAAACAGGAGGAGGAGGAGGCAGGUCAUUGAAACAGCUACGUGUAGUUGUGCGGCAGGAAUGAAAUGUGCGUUUUUUUCACUUU
Phytophthora sojae is the source of this 2845-nucleotide messenger RNA. RefSeq lists its product as hypothetical. NCBI's taxonomy places the organism in Eukaryota, Oomycota, Peronosporomycetes, Peronosporales, Peronosporaceae. The transcript has 10 exons. The coding region runs from base 1 to 2688 and encodes 895 amino acids. The record is from RefSeq and is a predicted model, not a curated record.